AUGGAUGUCAUAAUCAAGGCUAAUGAUGUCCAAGUUUCACAUAUCGUAGUUGGCACUUCCAGUCUCAGAGAGGAAGACAUCGCUGUGUCCUCUGGAAAGCGUUCCGAAGUUUGCUUUGCUCGAAGCUGCACCUGGUCCCAGUCUGUGGACGGACACGUCUACAUGGAUUACAGCCUUUCUCCUGAAUACUGUACGUGUACGUAUGUUUCUUUCCAUCUUAGUGUAACUACUAUAGAUUUAGAAGCCAUUCCAACAUCAUGUGUACGGCUCAUGUUUAGGUGUUGGUCCGACCUCGGUGCACGUGGUAGAAGACAGGCCGUGUCUCUGCAGAACCUGGACUGCUUAAAGGUGGGAGUCCUUUCCUAUGGAUUUCUGCACACCUUGGGCUUUGUGCAUGAGCAGUCGCCCUACGACCGGGACAAUUAUUUCACUAUCGUGUGGCCUAACAUUUGGAGAGAUCGUUUCAACAUUGAAAAAUUCAAAGUGACUCAAAAGUGACACCCGCCGUAUGACUACAACUCCAUCUUGCACUUUGGGAUGUAUGCCUACUCUCGGGAUGGGGAGCCAUCCAUCACUCCUAAGAACUGCAGGCAUGUCAAGCUGGGCCAAGCAUCAAUGCUGAGUCACAUUGACAAGCUGAAAAUCAACGGGUUUUAUCAAUGCCAACUUGUACACCCAUACGUCAGGUUUGAGAUUAUUAGUAAGAAAGUUGUUCUUGCUAGCAUGGAUGUGGAGGACAUAUCCUCGGGAACAUACAUUCAAUUUGUUCCACGCUCUCGUGACGCCAACUUCCUAAAAGUGCAGUUGAGGAACGGCCGCUGGUCGUUCCUGGGGCGGAUCGGAGGACGCCAGACCGUUUCCAUGCAGAUCCCCGAGUGCACGUGGUCAGGAGCGGCUGCGCACGAGUUCUUUGUGCACGUACAGUCUCACUGAGACAGAGACCGCUAUGUCACCGUUGUUUGGGAUAACGUCACGCAAGAACAUGUCCGCACCUUCCACAAACAUGAGACAAACAACCUCAACAGCACAUAUGAUUAUAGUGUCCUGCGUUAUGGAAGAUAUGCCUACUCUGAAGCUGGUGGACCAACAGUAAUCCCCAAACCAAACUGGGGUGCAAGGAUCUACAUCCCAAUUGUGCAACGAGACGGAUCCAGUGCUCUUGGUAUUCACGAGAUACAUGUUUUCUAUAGCCGUGGUAGGUAA
Molecule: messenger RNA, 1203 nt
Organism: Phycodurus eques (leafy seadragon)
Lineage: Eukaryota; Metazoa; Chordata; Actinopteri; Syngnathiformes; Syngnathidae
Gene: hce2l2
Product: high choriolytic enzyme 2-like 2
Biological process (GO): proteolysis
Molecular function (GO): zinc ion binding; metalloendopeptidase activity
Source: RefSeq, a predicted model, not a curated record